Hypomesus transpacificus is the source of this 5549-nucleotide messenger RNA. It is a transcript of the gene cfap61, whose product is annotated as cilia and flagella associated protein 61. The transcript has 27 exons. The record is from RefSeq and is a predicted model, not a curated record. Gene Ontology annotation, molecular function: oxidoreductase activity. The coding region runs from base 255 to 3806 and encodes 1183 amino acids. Lineage: Eukaryota; Metazoa; Chordata; Actinopteri; Osmeriformes; Osmeridae.
UGGCUCUCCAACACCACUGCCUCUUCUCACGGUGAUGUGGAUGAGGACGAACCGAAAUGUGAAAUAUUCCACUAUCAGGACCUGUUUUUUGCUAGUUACAUGAUUCCAACAAAUGAAACAAGGGCACGAAACAACACGUGUGAACAACAACCUUGGUUUUGGGAUUUUAUUAGAAAAGCAAUAGAAAUGGAACCAAGGACGACGUCCCCACCCCAGGAUACGGCCACCUGCCAUACGUUUAAAUUCAGACCGACAUGAGGACAAUAACUUCAGCAGGUGGCAAUGUUGAGACUGUGAGCUUCAGACGAACUGAGUCAGCUGAUGCGCCACAGAUCAACAGCCUCAUAAGUCCUGCCACUGUGUCAGUGUUUGGAAGGGUCAAUGUCAUUCAUCUACUGGAAAAGGCCAAUUUGGCAGUGAGCCUGAACAAUGCCAUGGAUGAAGUUCUGGCCCAUGCUGCUUUCUUGGACUACCCCCUCGGUGACAUCGUGGAUCAAGCCUCCUGGGAGCCACUGAUGCAUGAUCACUUUAAAGCGGAAAGAUGCACACCUUUGAACACGCUCUUCUUGCAUCUCUUUGUGGCUCAGCCAAUCUACUCUGUUGGGAGUGCAAAAGAGAUAAUAAGAACUGUCUUUAAUGCUAUCACAGAACUUGAGUACAUCUACCUGGUCACUCCAAACAAGGCCCGCAUAGAGCCUGCGCUGCUGGAGAUAUUUGAGCCUAUGGAGAGAGUCAGCCCUUCCAAGGUCCAGUGCAUAGCGUUUGUGUGCCAAAGACACAACUACUGUCCAAGGCUAUACGUCCGGAGAGCAAGGAUCGAGGAUCACGAUGACCUCACACACAUAUGUUCAGAGCAGACCAAGGCCCUCACAGGCUCCUACGGACCCUACUUCCUGGCUGAGCUCAUCGAGGCGCAGGACGAGGAAAACCAUGCAGCCGUUUGUGAGAGCGAGGGACUGGCCGUUGGUUUCAUCAGUGUGAGUGGUGACAUCAAUUUGAAGCUGUUGAAUGAGUGUUUUGAGCUCGGGCCGUUUAAUGGCCUCUACAGGCCACGCUCAGAAGACCAGCCUGAGCCUGUCCAAGACCCCCCAGAGGAGGGCAUUCAAAGUGUGGGGGAAUCCAAGCCAGGACACCCACUGGAGCCCACAGAAAAGGACCCAGUGGAAAAUGAAGGUGUGACGGAUGUCCCUUGUGAAAUCUCAGAGUCUCGGAUUUCUGGUGAUGGUCAAGGACCAAGAGACUGUACAGAAACACCAAAUGCCUUCUGUGUUCAGCUAUUUGUCAUCGACAAGAAAUUUGAAAUGAGAUCCAUGGACUUUCUCCCCAACAUAUUCAAGCUCUUCCCUGACAGGGACUUCUGUGUCAUCACGGUGCCCAAGCUGGCUCCUGAGUUCCCCCUCCUCCAGAGCUUCCUCAGGGUGGUGCCACGCCACACCAGCAGUCUGCCUCAGGAGCUCUACAUCUUCCACCGCUCCGGCCUGCUCAAAACCUUCGAGGUGAGGGUGGCCGUGUCUGCUGACAGGCCUUCCAUCUGCGCCAUGGUGGAGAAGCUCCUUCUUCAUGAGUCCCUGCUGAACGACCUGGAUGUGUUCUGUCAGGCCCGCAGAGACCCGGAUGGAACUCCCCUCCAGGCGUUUGUGGCCACAGUGCAGGACGAAGUCGUGGGCGUCAUCAUCACCAGAAACGAGGAGGACAUCGAUUUCAUCCGCGCCCACUACGACAUCGAGAACUUCAUCUACUUCAGCCACCACCGCUACGAGGAGCACGCGCAGCUGGCCCACUUCGCCCUCAGCCCCGUCUUCCAGCACUACGCCAAACACUUCCUCAAAGAGGCGCUGCGGCUGGCCCACAAGUCCUGCCUCUACUACCCCAUCUACCCCGUCUACCACAGCCAGAAGAACUCCUGCGCCCAUUACCUGACCUCUGUCCUGAGCGCCAUGGUUCCCGUGCGCCCACGUCGCCAGAUUGUUUACCCUCUGGAGGACCUGGGCAUCAACGCCCCGUCCAAACAAAUCACCAAGGACCAGGUUCCAUAUGCCCUCAACCACAUCAACAGGAAACUAACCAUGGAACCGAAAGUCACCAUCAAUGCCAGGAUCGUGGUGGUGGGGGCGUCAGACACGGGGCUAGCCUUCCUGGAGGUGCUCGCAUUCUGUCCACAUCUUAGGUUCAACAACAUGACUUUGAUCUCCACAAAUGGAUUUCCAGGAAACGUGGGAGAACAUAUGAGUUUUCUGUCCACAAGCCACAGCUACAGUAAGCGCCACCACGCCCAGCUUUCUCUCCGCUCCUGGGUCAACGUGGUGACCGGCAAGAUGACGGGGAUCGACCGAGCGGCCAAUCACGUGCUGCUGUCAGGAGGCAGGAAGGUGCCUUACGACCACCUCCUGCUCUGCACCGGCCAACAGUACCAGGUUCCUUGUCCCAGUGGAGUGGACGUAAACCAGCCGACCACAAACGGCGGCCUCUCAGUCCCGCCCGGCCGCAGAUACACAGGGAAGGUUCCCUCCAACCUGUUCACCCUCAACGACCACCGCGACUGCGUGGAGGUGCACCGCUGGCUGCAGGAGAACCUUCCGGAUCUGAACGGCGACGUCGUCGUCUACGGCCACAGCCUCGACGCGUACACCUGCGUGGAAGCCCUUCUCUCCAUGAGGAUCCCCGGUUCCUGCAUCCACCUGGUCCGCCCGCCGUCCGAGGGCUCCUGCUUCGACAGCCCCGCCGUGGGGAAGGCCGUGGGGAAGGCCCUGGAGAAGAGCCAGGUCCACGUCCACCACGGCUGCCUGUUGGCGCAGAUGAAUGAGGGGCGGGACCCCGAGCCGCUCACCUCGGUGUCCUUCACCGCCGCCGGUGACCCCCUGCUGCUGCGGUGCUCUGUGUUCCUGAACUUGUCCUCCAAAGGGGUGGAUUACAGCGCCUUCAAGGCCAUCAACGAUGCCUGUCUGGUGUACGACGGCCACCUGGUCAUCGACUCCACCUUCCACACCAACGACUCCAGCAUCCGCGCCGCCGGGCCCCUCACCAAGUUUGCCCGGCGCUACCACGCCGACCAGUGGUCCCACUCCAACUUCAGCUCCAGGGAGGUGGGCCAGGAACUGGCGGCGGCGCUGCUGCCCCUGUUCGACCCCACCCUGGAGCCUGCCUCCAACCCUCCGGCCGACCUGGACCGCCUCACCCCCAUGUACCAGCAGGCUAAGGUUCAAGGUGGAAAACUCCCAGGAAGAUACAAUUACCUCCAUGUUACCAAACCCCCCCUUCAGCUUCCUGCAACAGGGUCGUCAACAAGCCAACCACAGGGCCGAGAAAUCCUGACCGGCCGCACAGAGACAGGGAACUACUUCCUCCUGCGUCUGAACCAGUACGACGUGGUGGAGACCCUCACCUGCCUGUCGCAGAAGGCCAUCCCCGUGUCCAACUUCCUGUGUCUCUACGGGAAACACCAGCUGCUGCUGAACCGGCUGUGCUCGCGCUACGACGAGGGCCUGGUUCACGACCUCUACAGCUAUUUCAGGGAGAAUUGGUGCUUGGCGAUAUAUCACGAUCGCUUUACAGACUUCGAACAGGAAAUGCGUCAAAUCAUGGAAUCCACAAAUGUGAAGGAUAACAAGUCAGUUGUUGAGUCCAUCCCUCACUUCAUCCAGCGCUUGAUGAAUAAGACGCUGGAGGAUUCGGAGGACCCAAUGCUGAUCCUCAAAAAGGUGUUUGCUGAGAGCGGUGGGCUGGCCACUCUGAAGACAAGCACACUCAACUUCCUGAGGUACAACACAAACCAUCUGACCAUGUACGCCCAGCCUGGAUGUCUUUGAUGGAUCCAGAUAUACUCCUUUUUAUUCAAUAAAAUAGAGAAAUGCUAGCCUCUGUACAAACCUUUUCAAGGACUUUGAUUGACAUCUCAAUUCUUGGGAUUUUUCUAAUCACUUUAUAUACACUUUAUAAACCUUUGAAAGACUUUUAAAAAUAUACUUUUUUUUACAGACAGUAUAACCUAACUUUGUUUCUCUGUUGAAUUAUACCCACCUGUAUAAUCAGAGUUACUUGUAGUAGUGACUGAAAGGCUUAGUCUUCUUGGCAGCGUGACUAACAGGACAUGGGCUAUGGGUCUAUAGAUGAAAGUGGAUUUGGUGAGUAUGAAGAGGGGGGGAUAUUCUACAGCUGUAUGCUAAUGAGGCGCAAUAUCUCCACUGGCCCUCUUUACUCAGCACACGCCAUUGAACAAAUAUAGCCACACGCGUCUAAACGUAUGUGAUUGUUCAAACUGUAACUAGGCAAGCUAAAGGUAAGAAGGGUUACUAUAAUUUGCCCCAGUGACAAGCACGUGCAUUCGAAAUAGGAAUCCAUGAUAUUACGUUUUUUUUUUCUUUUUCAAACAAUUGAAAUGACCGUUUCACCCCAUAAUUACAUAUUAAAAUGCAGGCUAUUACUUUAUAUUUAGCACAACAGGGUUUUAUAAACUUGAUUACCAAAGGUAAUAAAUAGCUAUUAAUGGUCAGGUGAUUAAUCAAAGUUUAGCCUACUCUACAUCCAUAGCUUUAUGAUUAUUUAGCACCCUCACAGCUAUAUGCUAAUGCAACCCAUAAUAUAGGCCACCAGGCAGAAUGAAGCGCACAUGCGAGCCUCUAACAUAGGCUACUUGUGGAAAACUCAACAUGCGUCAAACAAGCGUCAGGGUUUUACGUGAGUUAAACGCCUAAAACCGCUAUUGUUUAAACAGUUUUAAUAUGUGACGGAUUUGCAAGACUGGCCCAACUUAAAUGGUUUUCUCUACCACACUUGGUUUGGAGGCUUUCAUUUUUAGUGAUUUGCGAAAGCAGCCCGCUGUUGAGCAACAUCAUUUUAUUGAAAGUUUUAUUCUAACUUUUUCUCUCAAUACAAACAAGUACUUAUAUUUGUCCAUAGAAACUUGCUAGACAUCUGACAUGUGGUUGGCAUAACACAGGCAUUACGUCUUGAAGUAGGCUAUUAGACAGCUCAUCUCAUUCCUUAUGGUAAUAUCCAAGAGAAGAGAGAUGAUUUGACCCGAAGAAAUUGGGUUUGAAUGUUUUAACUGAAAGAUAAUCAUGGUUUGGCCCAUUUGGAGAUGGUCUGCUUUGUCCAAAGCACACUGAUUACGCACAGCACGCGCCGACAGUAUCUCGUGUCCAGAUUGCUUUUGGACCACAUUUUACCGUGCAAUUUCCUUUGCAAUCACAAACCGUAUACAGCGUGCAGAAGCCCCCUUAUUGUUAUGCAAAGCAGGAAGCCCUUUUUUAUUAUUAAUUAUGUAUGCGUAAAAUGACUGAUUCGUAUGUCCAGAGUUAACUGUCGUAUAUGUCACAAUGGAUACCUACUUUGCCUAAUUUGUGUUUUAUUUCAUGUGUGCUAGUCUAUUUCCUUAAAUAAAUUAAAAUGUAUUGAAAAUAAAGUGUUCUGCUCUUAUAAUCUAACUUGUAAUUUUUACUUAUAACAUGUUUAUGGCUUAGACCUAUUAUAGGCAUAUGUUGUCUACUCAAUCAAAAAACAAACUAAGGACUCCAAUGAAACAUGCAUUUCCUACCUGUUUAUUGUACGAA